AGUUCGGCUACUUGGAAUUUAACGUUCUUAUUAAUAUAGAGGCAUUCGGGGGAUCGACAGAGAGACAGAGAGUGAAGAGAGGAAGAAAGCAUGGCGGUCGCGAAAUCAAUGGAUUGUGGUUUGAGGAGCCAUGGAUUUCCGGCGGCUUCCUUCGCUUCAAAAUCACUGAAGAAGGUUAGGGCUUUCACUGUGAGGUGCUCCUCUGUUCCUCUUUCCACAGACGGUGCUGCCGUUGGUUUGAGGGAAAGGCCUUGGAAAAUAGCAGAUGCAAGACUUGUGCUUGAAGAUGGUUCAAUUUGGAAGGCCAAAUCAUUUGGGGCUUCAGGAACCCAAGUUGGUGAAGUGGUCUUCAACACAUCGUUGACAGGGUAUCAGGAGAUUCUUACUGACCCUAGUUAUGCUGGCCAGUUUGUCCUGAUGACAAACCCACAUAUUGGGAAUACCGGUGUUAAUUUUGAUGAUGAAGAGUCAAGACAAUGUUUCCUAGCAGGUUUAGUAAUUAGAAGCCUAAGUAUCAGCACUUCAAAUUGGAGAUGCACAAGAACACUUGAAGAUUAUCUGGUAGAGCGGAAUAUUAUGGGAAUAUAUGAUGUAGACACACGUGCAAUCACUCGUAGAUUAAGACAAGAUGGAAGUCUUAUAGGUGUAUUGAGCACAGAAGAAAGUAAAACAGAUGACGAGCUGUUAGAAAUGUCUCGUAAAUGGGACAUUGUUGGUGUGGAUUUAAUAAGUGGGGUGUCCUGUAAUGCCCCCUAUGAAUGGAUUGACAAAACAGAUUCAGAGUGGGAGUUUAGCUCAAAUAGGAAGUUUGGAGAGACUUUUCAUGUUAUUGCGUAUGAUUUUGGAAUCAAGCAAAAUAUAUUAAGGCGCUUGGCAUCAUAUGGUUGUAAAAUUACUGUGGUCCCUUCAAUGUGGCCAGCAUCUGAGACUCUCAAGAUGAAACCGGAUGGAGUUCUUUUUAGCAAUGGUCCAGGAGAUCCAUCUGCAGUUCCUUAUGCUGUAGAAACAGUCCAGCAAAUAAUUGGAAAGGUUCCUGUUUUUGGAAUUUGCAUGGGCCACCAAUUGCUUGGUCAGGCUUUGGGUGGUAAAACCUUUAAGAUGAAAUUUGGCCACCAUGGAGGGAAUCAUCCUGUGCGUAACUUUCGAAGUGGCCAUGUAGAGAUCAGUGCACAGAAUCACAACUAUGCUGUUGACCCUGCAUCACUUCCCGAGGGCGUGGAAGUAACUCAUGUUAAUCUCAAUGAUGGAAGCUGUGCUGGACUUGCUUUCCCUCAACUAAAACUCAUGUCUCUUCAAUACCAUCCGGAAGCAUCCCCAGGACCUCAUGAUUCAGAUCUUGCUUUUGCGGAUUUUAUUCUGCUGAUGCGACAAGAAAAACAAGGCGCAUAGAAAAGUCUUCUCCAGGUUAAUUCAGUCGGUGAUAUGCAUGUAGGAUACAAUUCAGUGGUGAUAAAAGCCUGGUUAAACAUCAAGGGAUGGUGACAGUGAAAGGAAAAACUACCAUAUAGGCUGGAAAUUGUUUCAAUGGAUGCUACUGUUGGCUGUUGAGUUGUUGAUCAGAACUAGUUUGUGUGGUCAUCUAAUCAGCAAGAAUAAAACACUACUUGAUUGCACCAAGGAAUACGACUGAGAACUUACAUUUCUCCUUGUAAAACCUUCAAGCUGGCAUCUUGUCUAACUUUUAUGCUUGGAAUGCAAGACCAACUGGGAAAUCUAUAUAAACGUCUAUGUGGUGUUCUGA
Messenger RNA from Diospyros lotus (date-plum), 1741 nucleotides. RefSeq names its product carbamoyl-phosphate synthase small chain, chloroplastic. Gene Ontology annotation, cellular component: cytoplasm; carbamoyl-phosphate synthase complex. The record is from RefSeq and is a predicted model, not a curated record. The transcript is spliced from 10 exons. Lineage: Eukaryota; Viridiplantae; Streptophyta; Magnoliopsida; Ericales; Ebenaceae. Gene Ontology annotation, molecular function: carbamoyl-phosphate synthase (glutamine-hydrolyzing) activity. The coding region runs from base 91 to 1389 and encodes 432 amino acids. Gene Ontology annotation, biological process: L-glutamine metabolic process; L-arginine biosynthetic process; 'de novo' pyrimidine nucleobase biosynthetic process.